GUAGCAUGAACCCCCAAAUGCCUGGGUUCAGCGAUGGACACAUAGGGAGAUAUUCUUCACCUUUGUCUCCUUCAAGUAAUUUUCAUACAGUGAAUCCUCACCGAAUUCCACCCUCAAAUGGUAUUCAUGCCUCAUUAACCCAUCUUCAGACUGGAGCACCUUUUCCAACAGCUUUUCCAAAAGAUAGUGUUCAUUUCAAGCCUCUGCGUUUAGAUCCUGGUAAGGAUAAUGAAUUGGCCAAAACAGACUUUUCAAACCUUGGAAGUCCAGACAAGACCUCUGAUCCCAAUAAAGGAAAUCUGAUUGUACUACUUAGCGACUUCUAUUAUGGACAACAUAAAGGAGAUGGGCAGUCAAAACAGAAGACUUACACAACUUUUAAAUGCCUCAGCUGCUUGAAAGUUCUAAAAAAUGUGAAGUUUAUGAAUCAUGUGAAACGCCAUUUGGAAUUUGAGAAGCAGUGCAGUGACAGCUGGGAAAACCCCACCACCUGCCAGCACUGCCACCGGCAGUUCCCUACUCCCUUCCAGCUAGAGCGGCACGUCGACAACGUGCACACAACCCAGGAGGCACCUACUGUCUGCAAGAUCUGCGAGUUGUCAUUUGAAACUGAUCAGGUUCUCUUAGAGCACAUGAAAGAUAAUCAUAAGCCUGGGGAAUUGCCCUAUGUGUGCCAUGUUUGUAACUACAGGUCCUCCAUCUUUGCUGAUGUGGACACACAUUUUAGAAAGUGCCAUGCAAACACUAAGAAUUUGCUUUGUCCUUUUUGUCUCAAGAUUUUCAAAGCUGGAACACCUUAUGUGUGUCAUUACAGGGGACAUUGGGAAAGGAGUGUUCACCGGUGUUCUAAAUGUCGGCUGCAGUUUUUAACAUUCAAAGAGAAAAUGGAGCAUAAGACUCGUUAUCACCAAAUGUUUAAGAAGCCAAAGCAACUGGAAGGAUUGCCUCCUGAGACAAAAGUUGUUAUUCAAGUGUCCCUGGGACCUGUUCAGCCAGGAUCAGAGAAAGUUGCAUCCAUCACUGUGAGCACAGCUGAUUCUGAACCAUCUUCUCCCAGUCCUGAAAGUAAAACUUAAGAAAACAAAACAUGAACUCCAGUUUCGUUACCCAGAAGCAAAUAUUCCUAUCCAAAUAACUCCUUGAGAGGCAAAAAGUACAAAUCAUACAUUAUUCAGUAGCACCAAAAAUGUGAAACUAGUGAUUUACUUGAAUUUUUUUUCUUUUAAAUUCACAAUAAUACAGUUUGUUUUAUUUUCCAGUGCUGGGUAUGAAUCUAGAGCCUUGCACAUGCUAGGCAAGUGCUCUACCACUGAGCCACAUUCCCAGCCUCUGCACUAUUGUCUUGAUUUAAUUUUGAGGUGUUAUUUAAGAUAUAUUACUUGAUUUUCAUGUUAACUGUAUGGUUUAAUACAUGAAAGGUACCCGUAUAUGUUUGAGGAAAAACCAAAGUGAAAAUCUAUUUAUU
This is a messenger RNA of Perognathus longimembris pacificus (Pacific pocket mouse), 1465 nucleotides long. Its product is annotated as zinc finger protein 280B-like. Gene Ontology annotation, biological process: regulation of DNA-templated transcription. NCBI's taxonomy places the organism in Eukaryota, Metazoa, Chordata, Mammalia, Rodentia, Heteromyidae. Gene Ontology annotation, molecular function: DNA-binding transcription factor activity, RNA polymerase II-specific; RNA polymerase II cis-regulatory region sequence-specific DNA binding. The transcript has a single exon. The record is from RefSeq and is a predicted model, not a curated record. Bases 6 to 1076 code for a protein of 356 amino acids.